Messenger RNA from Gadus macrocephalus (Pacific cod), 1918 nucleotides. RefSeq names its product syntaxin-10 (gene stx10). Gene Ontology annotation, biological process: Golgi vesicle transport. The record is from RefSeq and is a predicted model, not a curated record. The transcript is spliced from 9 exons. Gene Ontology annotation, cellular component: membrane. The coding region runs from base 78 to 812 and encodes 244 amino acids. NCBI's taxonomy places the organism in Eukaryota, Metazoa, Chordata, Actinopteri, Gadiformes, Gadidae.
CACACAGUCCAGUCGCCGGUAGUCAUGCGCCGUGCCAAUAGUGCGCAUGCGUGGCUUCCAGGGUGGAAGGGAUCAACAUGUCGCUGGAGGAUCCGUUUUUCGUAGUGAAGGGGGAGGUGCAGAAGGCCCUGUCCCGUGCACGGGGGUUGUUUGACAGAUGGGAGGAACUGUUGCAGGAGUCCACACAGGUGAGCCGGGAUGAGCUGGACUGGAGCACCAAUGAGCUGAGGAACUGUCUGCGGGCCAUCGACUGGGACCUGGAAGACCUCAGCGAGACCAUCAGCAUCGUCGAGUCCAAUCCGGGAAAGUUCCGCCUGGGGGAGAAUGAGCUGCAGGAGAGGCGGGCCUUCGUGGAACAGACCAGGCUCUCUGUACAGGAGAUGAAGGAGCAGCUGUCCAGCCCUACAGCUGUGGCCCAGGCAGAGAAGAAGAGCCGACAGGUUCCGUCAGGUUCAGAGCGCUCCACAGGUCUGGAGGCUCACCUGGUGUCCGCUAACUCCAGAUACAUCACAGAGCAGCAGGAGCAGCAGCAGCUGAUAGUGCAGGAGCAGGAUGAGCAGCUGGAGCUGGUGUCGGGGAGCAUCAGGGUUCUUAAAGACAUGUCGGGACGUAUCGGGGACGAGCUUGACGAACAGGCUGUCAUGCUGGGAGAUUUUGGAGACGAGAUGGACCAGACGUCCUCACGCAUGGAUAGCGUCCUGAAGAAGCUGGAGAAGGUCUCCCACAUGACCAGCAGCCGGAGACAGUGGUGUGCCAUCGGGGUGUUGGUGGCCAUCAUGCUGGUGGUGCUCAUCCUCAUCUUCGCCCUGUGAGGUCCUGCUGCCGUCACCCCACCCGCCCAUCCCAGAAUCCCCUUCACCAGUGGAGCCAUCGCAGGUGGAUGAGCGAAUGAGCAGACGGGGAAAAAUAAGAGGAACGUUUGAGAGAAUCUUCCCCUGCCUCCCUUUCUCCUAGAGACGGAGGGGUCGGCGGAGGCGGACCUCGUGGUAUCCUAAAGCUGCUCCCACCUGCGCUUUUAACCAUUUUUUACCAAGUCACUUUCAAGUCGUUUUUUUACUGUGUGUCUGGACGGGUGGUUGUUCAACGUCAACACAUUUCUGUUACUGGUAUGGCUAAGAAGGUACUUACUAUGGGGGUGUGUGGGGGGGGGUAUUCCGUAGGGGAGUGGGAGGCACUGAGGAACAUAACCAAACUGUAAGAUAGACCUAUGAUAAACUACAUGAUGUUGAAUGAUUAGGGCCUUUCCCCUCUGAUCGGCAACUCCAUUUGCGAUCAAUAACUGUUUUUGCACAGUUUGCUUUUAAGAUUUAUCUGGACGUCGGAUACAAGACUGAAAUUCUGACCCUUUUUUUCACUUCAAAAAAAGAUUGUCGGGUCAGGACAGAAGCCUGGGAGUCGACGCUGCCUUAAAUAUAUGAAUCUAUUUUUUAUACGUUUUGUGAAAUGCGCAGUACAGGCCCACAACCACACUAAACCUUAUGGAAUAUUAAUAUCGUCCUCUUUAAUGGCCUGUGUACUAGCAGCGGAUUUCCCAACCAUGGUCAACACAUGCCAAAAUGUUAACGGUUCACCCCUUUGCCCAAAUUAGGACAUGAACAUUAAACUGGUUGCAUCGUGAUUAAUCGGGACCAGGUGAGGCCGUGUGUGUUUCCGUGGAGAAAGAGUGAGAGAGAGAAUAGUCACGAUGACUGGCCUUAUCUAACCUUAUCUAAGACAGUUGCUGGGCAGUGUCUCCAUAGUCCACAGGGAGUCCAGGCCCACAGCGCAACCUGGUGGAUGUAUGAUGUAAUGCCUUCUGCCACGUUGUGUUCCCUGUGUAAAUAUAAUAACAAUGCUGCUUAUUCUGCUUCAAAAUCAUGUUGUAAAUAAAUCCCUGUCCUUACAUUGAUUUUCAUUGCAAAUAAAAAUGACCUUUCUA